CUGACGUCAUGUUCUCUGUAGUCUGCCAUUUUUCUCGAGGCUGAAAGUGGAAGAGGUUACUGAGCAUCGAACAAGUAGGUUGUUCGUGACGUUUAAACUUUGUGAUUUAUUUUAAAAAUCAACAAUGAAUUAAAAUCUCUUAUAAACAAAUAGUUGUACACCAGUGCUUGGUCGACAUCCAGACUUAGAAUACCAGAGCUGAAUUUUCGAUUUCUCCCACGCUGAAUCCGCCUUACAGAAGAGGAACAGUGCGUCUUGGCUAAUGCAUCUGUGUGGGUCAUUGGCUACUGUUUUAUUUCGACCUCUCACAUAAAAGGAUAAUAAGCCACAGCCUAAGAGAAAAAGACUGGGGGGUUAGGGAUUGAUGAGGAUGGCUGAGCCCGAGCGGCGGCCAGGCAAGACGCCUCUCCUUAAGCAACCAGAGAUUGAGGAGGCAGAGGAAGAGGAGGGAAGCAAGACAAGUGAGGAGUCGCCAGUAAAUGGCAGCAGAAGUUGCAGCGACUCUGAAACCACCAUCCCAGUGUUACGACAAGAAUCUUUAGUUUUACAACCAAGCAAUGGCUCUGGUGACCUUUCACCUGAAGAUGAAAACAGUUCUUCACCACCAGUCAUUUUACAUCAGGGUUUACAGUCAUUGAUGUCACAAGAUUCCACAGCUGGUGAUGGCAUCAAAAACAACCAUAUAUCAGUCCCCUCCAAAACCAAGCAGCUUAUGCGUGGUACCGCUAUUUGUGAUGGAGCUUCACCACCUCCCCUACUGUUCCCAGAGGUCAAAGUUAUUACAACGCCAGCCCCAGAAUCAGAUGAAGUACCCUGUGACUGUGGCAGCCAGGCACCAGUUUUAGGACAGCCCUAUGGGGAUACAGUGUCCACAAGGUCACAUCUUCAGAAGGAUAACUCGCAAAGUUCUGAUGCAGGGACCUGUUCUAGUUUAUCACGUGAGUCUAGUGUAGAAAAAUACGCUUAUAAAGAUAACACUGGUGUUGACCUGCUGGACUUCAUAAAAAAGACUCUCUUCAAGUCUGCAAAAGAUAAGAAAAUGCUUCUUCAACUGGAGAAGGACUUUAAGAGAUUUGUGGCUGACCCAAAGGAUCAAUUCCUGCAGCUGUCAGAGAUGUGCUCCUAUGAUCGCAUGUUAGUUCACCGGUUGGCAGCAUUUUAUGGAAUGGACCAUAAUAUCAACCAGACUGGGAAGUGUGUUAUUGUCUCCAAAACAAAGUACACCCGUGUGCCUGACUUUAGCUGUGAGGAAUACUUGAAGAAAAAUCCAGACUCUGUAGAACAGAAGAAGAAAAUACUCCUUAAAAAACCACAUAGCAUGGAGGAGAGAGGUUCAAGAACAGGCGAUAAAAGUCAGUAUACUGGAAAUCGUGCUAAAUCACUAUCCUUGGAAGAGAGGCAACGUUCAUAUGAUGAAAAACGAAGACAGAUCUUUGGGAGUGCUUCACAAGACGAGACCACUUCAUAUUCACUGAUAGAAGAUGAUGCCAGCUGCAAUGCAAACAAAAGUGGGCUCAUGAACAGAGAUUGGAGUAGCACAGAAUCCUCAGGUUAUGGUACAGAAGAUGGGCAACGCCGAGGGCCUCGUGGCUUUAUUACCAAAUCGAAUAGCUAUGGUGGCAACCCAGCCAUUCACCUUGAUCCUUUGAAUCUUCGUACCCGCAGUCUUUCCAAAGCAGAUUCUAUACAAAGUGGACAUUAUGAAGGUCUGCCAGUAAGGUCUGGUAAACUGACUGCUACCUCUCCAGAACACUCGGACCAGUCCCCGCUGUCACGCUGUAGUUCUACCGAUGUGUCUCAUUCACCUAGUCAUGGGUUUGUCAGUGGGACAGGCCCCUCCUACCCGGUGCUUGUGGCUACUGAUCCAGCCACCAUUCCACCUGGAAGCAUGGUGGUCAAUCCACAGACAUUACAGCCACAUGUAAAUGCUGAUGGCUCCAUCUACCGUUACAAUCCUAAUGAACCCCCACCAUGGCUUGUCAGCAGCAACACACCUCAACAGCCUCCAAACUGCAGUCUUAUAUACUCUGCAAAUGUGCAAUAUCAGGACACAGCAGAUUUGUGCAACCGCUUCGCUGGCAUAACAGUGGGGAUGCCAGUAGAAGGAACUGUGGAAAGUCAGCACAUGGUCCCCUUGCAUCAUCAGCAGCCGCAGCAACAACCACAGUCUCUACAGCACCAGCACCAGCACCAUCCACUGCUGGUUUCUCCAUCUUUGACUCAGCCACUGCCCUCUAACCAGCAGUUUCCUGUUAGCCACACACAAUUUUCUGCAAUGCAGGCCCCAUACUACAGCAACCCUCAGAUUUUAACGGGUCAACCAGUCCGAUACAUCUCUUACAUACCUGGUCACAACACGGCUGUUGAUGCUCAGGGACAGUCAUUUUCCUUGUCCAACCCUGGCACAAGCAGUAUACCAUCUGGCAUUGUCAGCUACAGUGUGCACCCGCAGCCCCAAAACUACUCAGGUGUGUUCAUGUCGGCCAACUCUCCAAUGCAGACCAGCAUCCCAGAUCAAACUAGCAUCGGGCCAAACACAGCAUAUGCACAGACAAUUUUCACUGGUCCUUUGGGUGAGAGCAAUGGCAGUGGAAGUCCAUACUCUAUACCUUACGUGCCAGCAAAUGGUGUGUAUUCAUACACCACUUACAACCCUGCAGGCAACAGUGUUGGCCCUGGACAGGUUGGUCCUGCUGGGGCAUUCUAUGGAGCCCCACCACAGUCGUCAUCACCACAGCUAAGUUUUGCAGGGUUUGCACCAGGUCCAGGUAGCCAGUCCACCUUGCGUCCUGCCACCCCACCUAGUCAGCUUCACCAUGCUCAUGGACUGACAGUCAGCAUUGCACAGCCACUGAAUUACCACAGCCAGCAGGGUGCAGGAACAGGACUGGGGACUGGCAUCGGGGGUAUCAGUGGUCACAUCUCACACCAUACAGUUUCAUCACCAACACAGUUUCACCCUGGGACAAUCUUUUCCUCUUCUCCCCAGUUUCCAGGACAGGUGCGUCCUGUAGGGCAGGUGGUGCAAAUGCCUGUUGGUGCCAACACCAAUGUGGCUACGGCAGGCCCUGCCUCUGGUCAUGCUGUGCCACACAGUCACCACCCCACACACCACAGUGCACCACCACUACACCACUCACAGUCCUUCUCAGUUCUACGUGCUGGACCUGCCAAUACCAAUGUCACUUCCAAUACCACACAUCUGAGCAUGAAUCCCGCGACUAACGGGACUCCCACCCCACCACAGCAAGUUGGGCCCAGCCCACAUCCAGUGAUGCCCAUCAAGAGUAUGUCCAUGGGGUGCAUGCGACCACAUGGAGGUGCAUCAACGCCAGAUAAGGACAGCCUCGGGGUGGGCAUGGGUAUCCCCGGUGUCACCACUUUCAUCCCUGGGAUCAAUCAGACGACAGCAAUGCAGUUUCCUGCACAGAUCGUAGCUUCAGGAAUCCGACCUGCACAGCAAGGAGAAUAUCGAAUGGUUGGAGCAGCAAGUAUACGGCCUCAGAUUCAGCCUCUUCACUUGGCACUCCCACAGCAACCAGGCCAGCCUGUUAAACAUAGAGGUGGUUGUUCUCGUCAGUCACGUACAUCCAAGCGCUACCGUAGUGGUGGCAGCAACUCUGAUGUGCUGAUGACACCAUCCACCCCAGUGGCCACUGUUGUAUCCGCAGAUGGAGUAGUUCAGUCAGUAGUGAACAGGCAGUGACGGGUGCAUGACAGCUCUCAGAACAGGAACAAAGAUCUCAUCUUUCUCAACAUCUUACAUUAUUUAGUGUAGAUCUGAAAUGGAUUGCUGCCAUCAGCAAAGUCUCAUUAAAAAAAGACUGGACAUUGCAGAGGGCUACAUAGACACCACCAUAGUCUUCAUUCAGAGUUCUGAGCACAGUCAUGGCUAUCUUCACUUCAGCAUCAAGCCACUCACCACAUCUAAGCUGCAGCAGCAUUGAAAUCACAAGAAGAAGGGGGACAAACAUUGGAAGGAAAGGGAAGAAAUGGCAGUUUCUGUUCAGUGCUUCGUGUGAAAGAGACACAUAAGCACCGGCAUAUCCCAGUGAAGAAUCAAAACAGUACCUGUAGAAUGUGACUGGCACAAUUGACUACCCCCUAGGCAGCACAGUUUCACAGAAAUGACACGUCCAGUACUUCUGACAAUGAGGCACUAAGUUAGCAAAAGGCUCCAUGGCCAGGUGGUGAUUUUAGUCGGUCAGAAAUGAAAUCAGAAUUGUUUUGGUGCAAAUUGGAUCACAGAUUGCUCCUUCAAGAUUAAGGUAAUUGUCCAUUGUUUAUGAAUGGAUGUCUGUUCAAUCAGUAGCAUCUUUUUGAGAUCUGUAGCCAAUGUGUAAAAUUAAUGUUGAAAUAUUUUAAACUGAUUUUAACUUACUGGUGUUAAUACAUUAACACAGGCACAGUAUUGUUUUCAUACGUUGUUGCUGUAAAACCCUUUUGAAUUGACUGUGUUCUGAGCUUCUUGUCAGCACUAAAACAUGUGUGUAAUCUGGAUUCACAAGUGGAGAUCGUGCAUAGAUAUCCUAAUGUUUUCAUGGGAAAUUUUUUAAGAAACUGGCCAUAGGUCAGUGCAGAAGCAUUAUUUCCUUGUUUAAUGCUUGCAAGAUUAAAGGCUAUGGCCUUAGGUAAUCAGUUUCUUUCAGUGAUAGUAUGUCCUAUAGAUUGAUAGAAUGUGGAAGAGUGAAGGGAAAAAUUGAAAGGCUUAAUGAAGCUUCUAGCAUUUCUGGCUUAUUUUGCCAUUUUGUUCAAAAAUUAUUGAGAAUUGGUGGUGGAGCCUUUUGCUACAGCUGUGCCUGGAACUGGAUUUUUAAAAAAAAAAGUCUGGUCUUCAUAUCACACAAACUAUCUUAGUAUUGAUACUGACAAUGUACAAGGGCCUCUGCCAAGCUGCUCUAGGCCCAGUGUACUUAUCUGCAUGUUUGUUUGGUUUUUUUUUUUUUUUUGCCAGACUUUCCUGGCUGCAUUUUCCCACUCUUCCCCUUCCUUGCUUGUGCCACCCAGGUGUUGUACCCCUUUCAUGCGAGCGUAUUUACGUGUGCAAAGAUGAUGCUCCUUUCAUAUGUCAUGUGCCCACCGUUCUACCAGCCCUAUAAAUAAUGCACUAUCCUCUGUCACUUGGCUAUCACCCAGAAUCACUGCUCACCUCAUCCACACCAAAACGGAUGUGAGACUGACGUUUUUUCAUCGUCAUUUAGCUUCAGUGAUAGGUGGGCCGAUUCCAAUGGAUCACAAGACAUUUUAUUGUGGUGCAUAGACUGAUCCUACUAGAUCCCUAGACAUUUGUGCAUAAGGGUGACUUGAGUUCAUUGUACUUGAACCCAGUUCUUUGGCAUUGUGCAGAUCAAUUGGUCAUGAAAACUAUGCAUGACAUCUGUGGAGAAAGGUGUGGCAAUGCAAAUCCUUAUUCUGGUUACAGUGUCACAGAAAUUUAAAGGAAGAUUCAACUGAAACGAAAAAGCAGAAAGCAGCAAAAGAAAAAAUAUCAUACUAUUUUUAUAGCUGUUUUAUAACUAAAAUCUUUUAUCUUCCUAGUAUCUUUCUUUCUCAAGUUAGGUAUUGUUCUCAGCAGUGAAGUGUGUUAAUGCGUAGUGCGCGUGCAUGUUUGUUCGAUGUGCCAUUGAUGGAUUUUUCUUAGUCAAGUUGAAUAGAGAGGUUCUUGGGAAUGGGCAAGUUAGAGUUCAACACCUUGAUGAAAACAUUUCCUUAUUUUUUUUUUUUUUUUUGAGUAUGAUGGGGAACAGUAAGUCAUCCAUCUGUCUUUUACCACCUCCAAUUUUUUUUAAAACCACACAAUGUACAAGUUGUUUCAAAAGUAUUGCUUCCAUCAGAAAGAAAAGAACAUAAUAAUCUGUAAAGAGUAGUGGGCUGCUGUUUUAGUUGAACAGCUGUAGUCUAGCCCUGAGUGAAUGCCUGUUUGAAGAUUACAGUUUUUGCAAAGAAAACAUUUUGCAGAGGGUAUUGUUGUACCGGCAAUUUUGUGAAAAACACUGAUCCUUUAGAAAAUUGGUAACAACUGUGUGAGGAAAUGGGUUUGUGGCAGCAUCUUUGUGAAUGAAGCAGGUGCAUCAUAGCAAUGGUGACAUGAAUUGUCUGAAUAGAAAACUUUUAGUCCUUUUCUUCUCAGAGGAAAGAUAAUGCACGGUACCCAGGAUCUAAGUGGAAUACGACUCCCUCAGUACACUGGUAGCACAGACAGCAUCUUUUAUUGUAUCAUUUUUUUGUCACCUUGGGUUUCUAAGUAAGGUCCAUUGUUUUUCUGGCCUGAGAGCAGUUUUGAAUAUGUGAAUAACACAGCUUCAGAGUCUGUGACAAUGAUAAAGCCAUGAUGGGAUUUCAUGAUGUGCUGGAGAUUCUGAGCAUGGAGCUGUGUCAAGUUGCAACUUUCUACUCUGUGAAAUUUGUAGCAACUAUAAUGUUAAAUGCUCCCUUUUCAAACCCUCUCACCUCAUCCUUUCUGUUUGUUUGCAGCUGACAGAUUUUUUUAUGAUUAGGUACAGCAGUUUUUGUAAACAGAAGAGUAUUGAAAUGUUUCCUGGGAAAUAUUGGUCUUUUCAGAAACCAUUUGUAUCGUCACUAACAGUCGCCUGAGAAUUAGCGCUGGUUUGUAUUAAAUUAACACUGGGUUAGUAUUGAAAUAGUGUAGAUGGUGUUGCUCUCCCAAUCUCACCACAAGAACCAAACACACUUUCAUGGUUCCAUACUACUAUAGAGGCAUCCAGAGAUAUAUCUACUUCAAAGAACCACAUAACAUUGUUGAACAGUCAAGAUGCAGUUAUUUUUAGGAUACGGUUACAUUAAGAAAAAAACAUCCUGUAUUUGGAGAUAAAUGCUUAAAUUUACUGUGUGCAAUAGAAUCAGCUUAUGUGAAUGAACAUGUUCAUAUUAGAGCUGAUCAGUUGCUGACCAUUUAGCCAACAUUUCCAAGUGUGUGCAUUUCAUUUUAGCCGUAUUGGUUAGUUUGAGUUUUAUUCUAGUGUGCUAAAAUGUUUGCACAGCUGCUUAGGCUGCCUUUAAGGUUUUAAAAAGAAAUGUUAAGAAUUGUAGUGAGAAUGACUUACUCCCUUCUGAUGUAUUUCCUUUUUUCUUUACCAGUUUAUAUCUUUAAGUGUUUGUCCUUUAGACUUUCAUACUGGCCAGUACUUAUCAUCAGUACAAGUUCCAGAUUAUAUUUUUAGUUGCAAAGCACAAUGCUUGCCUCAUUUUGUUAGCAAUAAGCUAGCAGGACUUGGUGUGCCUUGAUUCUUGCCAUUUCAUUGGCAUCGUAUUUCCUUGAGGCCUGCAAGACACUCCAGGCUAAACUUGUGAAAUAUUAUGGUAGUAGUGAGAAAUUCAGAACAGUAUACAGACACCCAACUUGUUAGAUCAGGACCAAUUGGGGUAACACCUCCAUAUAUUGCUUUCACUAUGUAGGCAUGGGUUGCUGGAUAAAUAUUAAACACCCAUAACCCACAUGGGAAAAGGAUAGAAAAAUGCAAUGGUCAUAAACGAAUUGUUAAAACUACCUUUAUGCAUUUGUGAUCUCUUGCAGCCUAUGUUCACUUGAGAAAUAAUCAUGCCUUUGUUUUGCAGCAAAGAAUGUUGCAUAUAUCAUGCUAAUUUGAUAGUAGUUCUGGCAGAAUUCUGUAGUAGUAACUGUUCUUGUCAGGUUUGCACACGUUAAAAUGUAUGACUUUUCAUCAGAUUUCAUUACAACUCCUUGUGAUAGAGAAUGGUUUUAGUAAUGACAUGUUUUGGACUCUUAUUUUGAAUUUAGGGGGGUAGUAUAUUAGUGUUGAAAUCAUUAUGCUUUUGGGGUUGUUUUUCCUUUCCUUUUUAAUGUUCCCAGUGGCAUUCAGACUUCAGCAUUCACUGGCAACUGCUUGGUUUUUUAAGAGGAAUUUGAUAGGACAUGCUCCUGUAAACUUUGCUCGGGUGGUAGCAUGUUCAAAGCUUCAAGAAUAUUGAGCAUAUUAAGCAACUAGGCUUUAAAAUAGGCAAUGUGGAAGGUCUACAUGAAGGAAGAUUUGUCAGUACCUAUGCAAACUUCACCAUUCCUGAACUUAGAAAAUCAUCAAAAUUUAUUAAAGUGUAAAUUGAUGUACAGGUUGCUACAAAAAGAAGGGGAAAAAAAUUAGCAAAACAGAAAGAAAGGAAAUUUAGUACUAUAUCCUACAUUGUCAAAAGCAUUGAAGGAAAACUUGGUUUAGUCCUUUGCACAAUCGGAUCGACUGGAUGGUUUACUCUAUUUUCCUCAGUGGCCACUUGAGUCUUUAAAUGUGUAUAUGACGAAAUGGGAUGAAUGUUUGGUGUGAUGUUUCUGAGCUAAUAAAUGACUUGACUAGUCUCUUUUGGCAAGCGGGAGAACUUUUAUUUGUUGGUCAUGAAAGUGGGAGAACUGCCUGCCUGGGAAAGACAGGGUUUGAGAGCUGUCUCGUACAGUCAGUAUGGCUGAAAAUGUAUAGCAACUUGUUAAAAGUUAUGUGGUGAUGUUUUUGCAAAUUAUGGCUGUGUUAGACACAAUGUUUGAGUGUUUGUCACUUACCAGUAUGUAUGAAUGUGUUUACAAUGCAGGAAUAUGGCUACCAUAGGAUUGUACAAUUAAUGAUGCCUUCUGCCAAAGCUUCAGACUGACACGAGCAAGAAAUGAAAUAUGAGAAAAGUUCAUUGCAGUUAAUUGAAUAGAUACAUUGUUUAUAGGUAUAGCCCACUGCAGAAGAUCUUUUAAUCAUGAGACUUCUUGGGCCAGUUGUUACAGCAAGAAAAAAAUAAAAACCUGUUAAGCUUGUCCUUGAUGUAAAUGCAGUUCAGGGUAGAGUGUACAAUAACAAUUGUGCUUUCCGUAGCAGUGAAUGACACAUAUUGGUGUUAUAAUGCCCCUGUAGUAGAGAAAUUAUGUUGUGAUGUUUCAGCCUCUUCACGAGAAGUUUGAUCACAGUUUGGUGUUCAAGGAUUGUCUGUGAAUUAAGCUCAGUAAGCCACACUGAGAAAACUGAUGAUGCAGUACCAAUGCAUCAACUCGCUGUGUUGUGUAGAGCAGUGUUUGAAACCUGUGUUGUAGAUGAAUGUUUCAGGAAGAGAUAAAUUUGGUGAGUGGGGAGACAAUAUGCACCAUUGGCAUUAUCAAGAAACAACCAUGCUGGGUGAAUAGAAGUCACAGAGAGAUGUAGCUCUGAUGUAACUAUAGUUUUAGUACCACUUGUAUCAUGAGCAGAGUGUGAGAGCAAAAUCUGCCUUGCCUUCACGUCGACAGCUCUACAGCCAACAGUGCCCACCUGUUGUUGAAACCAUUAGCAUGGAAUUUGUUUUUUCAGUUGUACAAUUUUUCUUGUAUUGACUUUGUAGUGCUACACUUCUUCAGUUGAGAUCUGUUCACUCAUCACCAUGCAUGUUAUUGAUGACUAAACCCUGUGUGUUUGAUGGUUUCGCACACCAAAACACAGUGCUGUUGCUAACCCUUUGCUUCCCCCAUAACUGUUUAGUGCCCAUGUGAUGUGUAAAGCUUGCGAGUGCGUAAGGUGUUCAUUUGUAUCUGCAAGUAUGCGAGAUGUUUUAUUUACAGAUAAGCUAUCUCUUUAGUGUUCUGUAGUAGUGGUUAUUAUGUCCCUGUCAAGUGAGCUUUCAUAAUUUUUACCCCCCACUCAUUUUUUUCUUUCCCACAACAAAAUGAACUUAGAUAGAAAAU
This is a messenger RNA of Pomacea canaliculata, 9667 nucleotides long. Its product is annotated as cAMP-regulated phosphoprotein 21-like. The transcript is spliced from 19 exons. Bases 365 to 3706 code for a protein of 1113 amino acids. Gene Ontology annotation, molecular function: nucleic acid binding. The record is from RefSeq and is a predicted model, not a curated record. NCBI's taxonomy places the organism in Eukaryota, Metazoa, Mollusca, Gastropoda, Architaenioglossa, Ampullariidae.